AUGGCCCUCCCUCCGAAAUGGUAUCAGUUCCUCGUGAGCGUCUUCGCCUCACUAGGGUCCUACCUCUACGGUUAUGACCUGGGAGUCAUCGCCGAAGUCGUGGCCAGCAACACAUUUGUGUCCGCGUUCAAGCCCGACGCCACGUCCUCCGGGCUCGUCGUGUCCAUGUUCACGACCGGCGCUUUCUUCGGUUCCGGAUUUGGCGGUCCCAGCGGUGAUUACUUGGGCCGUCGAUGGACAAUCACCCUGGGAGCCGUCAUCUUCAUCCUCGGCGGCAGCCUCCAGACCGGGGCACAAAGCAUCCAUUUUCUCUAUGCCGGUCGAUUCCUGGCCGGUUUGGGUGUCGGCUUCCUCGUCAUGGUCAUCCCGUUGUAUCAAGCCGAGUUGGCCCAUCCUAGCAUUCGAGGCCGCGUCACAGCCUUGCAGCAAUUCAUGCUCGGCGUGGGCUCCGUAGUGGCUGCCUGGAUCUCAUGGGGCACCUUUGUCGAUAUCAAAAACAACAGCGGGCAAUGGAGAAUCCCGCUGGGUCUGCAGCUUCUUCCUGCAAUCUUUUUAGCGGGACUGAUCUUUUUGUUCCCGGAAUCUCCUAGAUGGCUCAUGGACCAUGGCAAACGCGAGAAAGCCCUGAAAACACUCGCGCAACUGCACUCGCACGGCGAUGAACAGGACCCGUGGGUCGUCGCGGAGUACGAACAGAUCCAAAGCUCGAUCGACCUUGAACAUGAACACGAAGCCAAAUCCUACCUCGAGCUCUUCACCAACCGGUCGGCAUUCCGAAGACUUUUUCUCUGCUGUGCGCUUCAAGCCUCGGUGCAGAUGACCGGUGUCUCGGCCAUUCAAUACUACUCGGUGACGAUCUAUGGACAGAUUGGCAUCACCGGCGCCGACACCCUCAAAUACCAAGGCAUCAACAGCAUCAUCGCCCUCGUCGCCCAAUUCUGCACCGUCCUCUUCAUCGACCGCACGGGUCGUCGAUGGCCCCUGAUCGGCGGCAACAUCGGCAACAUGGUGAUGUUCAUCGUCGCCACCGUUCUACUGGCCAAGUUCCCUCCCGGCGUCUCAACAAACGUCGGAGCUCAGUGGGGUUUCAUUGUCGUGACUUGGCUGUACAACUUCAGCUUCAGCUGUACCUGUGGCCCUCUGAGCUGGAUCAUUCCGUCCGAAGUCUUCGACACUCGCACGCGCAGCAAGGGUGUGAGUAUAGUGACCAUGACCAGCUUUGCGUUUAAUACCAUGAUUGGCCAAGUCACUCCCAUCGCGAUGAAAAACAUCGGCUAUAAGUUUUACAUCCUCUUCAUCGUCUGCAACUUCACCAACGCUAUCUUCUUCUGGUUGUUUCUGCCUGAGACCGCUCGCCGGCCGCUCGAGGAGAUGAAUUACCUGUUCACCCAUGCGCCGUGGAUCGUCGUGGGUAAGAGCAAGGAAAGCUAUAUCAGUCAUGAUUUGGAGAAUCGGGUGCAUGACCUCGAGACGGAGAAGAGGUCGGAGAGCGUGAUGCAUGAAGAAAAGAUUACGCAUUAA
Messenger RNA from Capronia coronata CBS 617.96, 1521 nucleotides. RefSeq lists its product as uncharacterized. The transcript has 4 exons. The coding region runs from base 1 to 1521 and encodes 506 amino acids. Gene Ontology annotation, molecular function: carbohydrate:proton symporter activity. The record is from RefSeq and is a predicted model, not a curated record. Gene Ontology annotation, cellular component: membrane. Gene Ontology annotation, biological process: transmembrane transport; carbohydrate transport. NCBI's taxonomy places the organism in Eukaryota, Fungi, Ascomycota, Eurotiomycetes, Chaetothyriales, Herpotrichiellaceae.